AUGCAGGCGGACAUGCAUAUCGGGAGCUGCUUGCUUCGACCUCACUUGUAUACUGCAUCGUGGGUCCGAGAAUGCAAGUUCUUUGAUGCCCUCCGAACUUUGCCUCUGUUUGCAAAAAUAGACGCGCUCAAUCUGAUAUCGGGCCAGCAAGUCCUCAUCCAGAACUUUGUUGUAGCCACAUGGAAGAUAAUGCAAAUAUCACACGAGCGAAGUCCGCCCAACACCCUUGCUCAUCCUGCAUUUCGUAUAUCUCGGCAGUACGCCAAUGCAGCCAUGGGCCCUGGUGGCCAUGAAGCAAUGGACAGCGUUAUCUACGCAUUAUGCACGUCUAUUGCUUGA
Messenger RNA from Plenodomus lingam JN3, 339 nucleotides. The record is from RefSeq and is a predicted model, not a curated record. Lineage: Eukaryota; Fungi; Ascomycota; Dothideomycetes; Pleosporales; Leptosphaeriaceae.